UAUUUUAAGAAUAGUAAUUCUAGUGCGGUUCACUCUAGUUUGUGCUAUUGUGGUAGAAAGAAGCUAAAAAUGAGCUCUACAUUUAAAACCUUUUUUAAAGGUUUGAUUUACCUUUCGAUGAUUUCGGUCCUAAAAAAAUCCUCUGCCAGUCCAAGUCGGAGCAACUACGACUUUAAGAUAAAAUACCAGUGGAAGCAAAUCGAAUACAAAUUCCGAGACGAGCAGGAGCGAUCGGCUGCUAUUGCUAAUGGAAGUUUCAAUGCUGGAAGACUGCAGCCAACCGACGCCCAAUAUACGUACGAUGCCUAUAGUGGCCUCGAGAGGGUUUUUAUCGCAACUCCCCGACUUACUCCCACCGGAUACCCGGCAACACUCGGAGUGGUUACUCAUGAAACCCGAGAUGGAAACCCAAUAAUUGAUCCGUAUCCUUCAUGGUCUUGGCAAAUAAAUCCCGAAGAGUGUCGCUAUCAUCGAAUAGUGUCCGUUUACAGAGUUUGGGCGGAUGAGUGCAACAGAUUAUGGGUAGCAGAUACCGGGUUUGUUGCAGGAAACGCAACGUGUCUUCCUCAAAUAUUGGCCUUUGACUUGAGAACGAACCAACUAAUUCACAAGUACGAAGUGCCUUAUGUGCAGGUCAGGAAUUUAUCGCUGUACAUCGCGCCCAUGGCUGAAGUGGAAGACUUUGCCAAUAACUGCGAAAAUACUUGGAUUUAUGUGCCCGACACGGAUACACCCUCUUUGCUAGUUUACAGCCUAAAACUGAACGAUUCUUGGGUAGUUCUUGAUGAAAGUUUCACUGCAGACCCGCAGUACAACACAUACACUAUCGAAGGCCAAACUUUUCGGUUUAACGACGGAAUUUUCACCGCAGCCCUUAGCCCGAAGAGCGACGGGCCUAGUAAAAGAAAACUGCACUAUCAUGCAAUGUCCAACGUGAAAGAGUCCUGGGUGUAUGUGAAACACCUGAAAAACCCCAGAAACUUUGAUUUUCCUUAUUGUUCUCCGCAGUUGUUCUAUACGUACCAUGGCAGAAGGAAGCGACAGUCACCUACAGAGGCAGCAGACCGAAAGGGCAACAUUUACUUCUCGAUUUUAACCGAGAAUCAACUGGUCAAAUGGAACCCCAGCACUGCUUACAUAGAAAGCAAUUUCGAAAUUAUUACGCCCCCUUCAUUGCCGAUUCUAUUCGCUUCUGGACUCAAAGUGCUGCCGCACAAGGAUGGCAAAGGGGAAGUUCUGUGGGUGUUCGACGUCGCAUUCGAACGCUCACAAACAGGGAACCUAAAUGGAAGUACCGUCAACUUUCGACUGUUUGAAGCUUGGUUGGACUAGGGCAGCUGUCUAUCAAGGCCAGCGAUUAAAUGGAAAUAAACAUGUUCGUCGAGAUAAUAAGUUGUUUUUGCGGCUUUAAUAGUCAAAUAAAUGGUUUGGUCAA
Molecule: messenger RNA, 1435 nt
Organism: Dendroctonus ponderosae (mountain pine beetle)
Lineage: Eukaryota; Metazoa; Arthropoda; Insecta; Coleoptera; Curculionidae
Product: major royal jelly protein 1
Exons: 8
Coding region: 70-1332 (420 amino acids)
Cellular component (GO): extracellular region
Source: RefSeq, a predicted model, not a curated record